AUGACCUACAACAGAGCAUACGAUUACGAGUCGAUCGUGCACUACCCGAGCAUCCUCAAUGCUCAGAAGGCUAAGGAGCAACUGGAUGCGCCUCUGCUGAAGUGGAAGAACGGGGGCAGGGGGUUUACCCCACCAAGUGAGGCCAUGGACGAGAAUACAGAAAGAACUCUGUUCGGAAGGGUGCCGACUGCGGGUGACAUUGAGGCUCUCAAAAUGAUGUACCCUUGGAACGGCUGA
Messenger RNA from Ascochyta rabiei, 237 nucleotides. RefSeq lists its product as uncharacterized. Lineage: Eukaryota; Fungi; Ascomycota; Dothideomycetes; Pleosporales; Didymellaceae. The coding region runs from base 1 to 237 and encodes 78 amino acids. The transcript has a single exon. The record is from RefSeq and is a predicted model, not a curated record.